AUGGAUCGCCGACCUAAUCACCAGCCAGGGGCAUCAGCAUUGCCAUACCCCUUAGAGUCCACCAUUCCAGCAGGCCCCUCGUCCGAGCCGGAGCCGGGCCCCUCCCACCAGCGCCAGCGCCACCACCAGCACGAUGGCGCGCAAGCAUCGUCGUCGUCCCAUUCGCCCCUGCCAGCGCAUUCGGAUCCCUUCGCGCUGCUUCGACGCUUCAACACGGUGUUCCUGAUCGACGACUCGGCGUCGAUGGCGCCGUACUGGGGGCAGGUCGGGGCGCUGCUGGAGCGGGCGGCGCCGGUGUGCGUCGAGCGCGACGGCAACGGCAUCGACCUCUUCUUCGUGAACCACCGGCCGCGCGGCUACGCGGCGUACUGCCUCGUCGACCGCGGCGCCGAGCGGCUCGGCUACCGGCACAUCGGGCGCCACCGCGCCGCGGGCGCCGGCGCCGGCCAGAUGCGCGACAACGUCGCCGGCAUCCUCGCGAGCGUCCGCCCGCGCGGCGGGUGCCGCCUCGGCCGCAGCCUCGCGCGCCUCCUCGACGAGCACCUCGCGCUGUGCCCGCCCCCGCUGCGACGGCCCCGCGCCCGCGGCGCCGACGGGCGCCGCUGGCCCACCCCUCUCAACCUGAUCGUCGUCACCGCCGGCGAAGCCGGCGACGACUUCGGGGGGGUCCUGGAAGGGCUCGAGCGCAGGCUCGAGCGCAUCGACGCGCCCCCGGGCCAGGUCGGCGUACAGGUCUUCCGCGUCGGAGACGUGUCGGAUGAGCUGCGGGACGCGAUUGAGGGCGCUAGAGGCCCGGCGGGCAAAGGGCUGGACCUGCCGGAUUUCCUGGACGUGACGACGUGGAGCGGGAAGCCCGGGGAGCUAUCCGAGGAGGCUUUGCGAAGGGCGCUGGAGGAUAAGGGAGCCUACGGCUACGGUAAGGAGUUUCCCAGGGAGCUGUACAGGAACGGGCUGGAGCAGCGCCUCGUGGAGAUGUGGAUGGCGGACACGCCGGGGGCGGCGCGCGUGCGCGUGCUCAGCGGCAUCGUCGGCCCCAGGGAGGGAUACUCGGCGAGCUGCGCGGGGCGAGAGUUCGCCAAGUUCCUGCGGGCGCGCAGCCCGCAGCGAGCGGUGGUGGUGCGGGUCUACGCCAAGAACCGCAGCGCGACGCCGGACGCGCUGCUGCUCCAGUUCCUCGGCUCUCUCGUCUGGGGCCUGCUGGCCCUCGUGCCCGACGCGUUCGAGGUCUCCCCCGCGGACGGCCUGCGCCGCCGGCACUUCGAGGCCUUCGCGCGCGGCGGCGCGGACGGCUUCGCCGCCGGCCUGGGCAUACUGCGAGCGCUCCCCCGGCUGGACCUCGAGGGCAAGAAGAUGCUCUGCAUCGUCGACGGGCUGGAUCUCGCCGAGGACGAGACCACUGCGGAGAACCUGCGCGCGCUAAUGGAGGCCCUCCAGCACGUUAUCGAAAGCAAUCGCGCGAAUCUGCUCUAUACCGUCCAGAAGCAGACCAGCUUGAUCAAGUAACUGGUGGCGCGAUUCCGAUAAUACCUCCCUAAUAUAAAUGAGACAUUUUGCUCUCACAGGGCAAUUGGAGAUACACUUGGCACGUCUUGAAGGACCGACUGGCCGGAUUUUGCCGACGCGUCGGCAUUUUUUAAUUGAUCGAAAGGAAGCUGGAUCCGUUAUCACGUCGCUAAAUUAGAUUAGAGAAGAGACCUGUAGCGAGUUGUGAGUUGUCGAGUUGUAGCGGGGCG
Molecule: messenger RNA, 1733 nt
Organism: Durotheca rogersii
Lineage: Eukaryota; Fungi; Ascomycota; Sordariomycetes; Xylariales; Xylariaceae
Exons: 3
Coding region: 1-1503 (500 amino acids)
Source: RefSeq, a predicted model, not a curated record